GAUGCUUUCAGACUACUCCAUUGAUGAUUGAAUUAUCUGUAAUUAUCGUUAUAAAGAAAACAAAAGUGAAUCAAUAGUAUAUGAGAAAAAAUAUCUCACUGAGACAUACCACAAUUUUUUUUUAUUCGCAAAAAUGUCGCACCGAUUCAAUUCCAGAGGAAGACUAAAUUCCUUUGGACGAUUUAAUAGAGAAGAACAAAUGCAAUCAUCUGCAUCUGGUUAUGGAAGACCUUAUUCACAAAGGCCAAGACAUCCUCCUGGGCUUAAAGGAAAGGAAAUAGGAUUAUUUUAUAGAAAUUUAAAUAGAGAGAAAAAGAAGGAACAGCCAACUCUUAGAUUAUCACCACACAUAGAACAAAAAAUUAAAACUAUUUUAAAUAAUUCUAAGAGCUUUUACAGUUCCAUUUUUGACGAAAGGUGUAACUCUGAAUAUGAUGACAAGUACCAGCAUAUUCAUGAUUCUCAAUUUAAAAGAAAAUUUUUAGAAAUUAUAAAUGGUAAUAUAGAGCAUAAUCUUGUAAAGGCUAUAAGUAUGGAAGUAAAAUUGCAGAGAAAUAGCAAUAUGGACACAAUAUUAUUAAAUGAAUAUAAAGAUAAGCAAAUUCAAGAUAAUUAUUUGAAUAUGUUAAAAUUUCGACAAAAGUUACCAGUGUAUCAUAAGAAAUCAGAAAUAUUACAAUUGAUUAAAGAUAAUCAAGUUAUUGUCAUUAGCGGAGAAACUGGAUGUGGCAAAACUACACAAAUAGCACAAUUUAUAUUGGAUGAUCAAUUAGAAGCUGGAAAUGGUAGUAUUACUCGAAUAAUUUGCACACAGCCUAGGAGAAUUUCAGCUAUUUCUGUUGCGGAACGUGUAGCUGCAGAAAGAACAGAAAAACUUGGGAAAUCUGUAGGCUAUCAGAUACGACUUGAAAAAAUUCCAACGCGUGAACAAGGAAGUAUAUUAUUUUGCACAACUGGUAUAUUAUUACAAAUUAUGAAGACUGAUCCAGCAUUAAAAGAUUUCUCUCAUGUGAUAUUAGAUGAAAUUCAUGAACGUACCACAGAAAGUGAUUUCAUUAUUACAUUAUUAAAACAAGUUAUUCCAAAAAGAACGGAUUUAAAAAUUCUCUUGAUGAGUGCAACGUUAAAUUCUGAACGUUUUUCAAAAUAUUAUAAUGAAUGUCCAAUGAUACAUAUACCAGGAUUCACCUAUCCAGUUCAAGAAUUUUAUUUAGAAGAUGUUUUGUCACUUAUACAAUUUAGAUUCCCUGAAGCAGAAUCUACAGUUUACAGAAAAUAUGGAAAGGCACAAAGAGAAAGAUAUAAAGAGAAAGUACAUAAGAAAGAAGAUUUUUUUGAUAUAAUACAACCUUACAUUCAACAAUUAAGAGCUGAAGUGAAAUAUGCAGAACAUGUUUUGAGUGAAUUACGGAAUCCAAAUAGUGAAAAUCUUUCAUUAGAGCUUAUAGAAAAAUUAGUUAGGUAUAUCUGUAAUAAUAAACAGCCUGGAGCUAUUCUUAUUUUUCUACCUGGCAUGAUGGAUAUAUCACAAUUAAAUAAAAUGAUGUUAGAGUCUGGAUGUUAUCCACCUAAUAAGUACAUUAUUUACCCUCUUCAUUCACGCAUGCCGACAAUUGAUCAGAAACUUAUAUUUAAAGAACCUCCUGAUGAUAUUCGUAAAAUAAUCAUUGCAACUUCCAUUGCUGAGACAUCAAUAACUAUAGAAGAUGUAGUAUAUGUAAUAGAUUGUGGAAAAACAAAGCUUGGAAGAUUUGAUAUAGCACAUAACAUUCAAACUUUAAAUCCUGAAUGGGUAUCUUUAGCUAAUGCCAAACAAAGACGCGGUAGGGCCGGCAGGGUUAAAAGUGGAGAAUGUUAUCAUUUGUACAGUAAAGCUCGAGAAAUGACAUUUGAUCAAUAUCCAUUGCCAGAAAUGUUACGAACGCGCUUAGAAGAGGUGAUUUUGCAAAUAAAAAUGUUACAAUUAGGAAAAGCUAAAGAGUUCCUAGCUAGUAUCAUGGAUCCACCAGAUCUAAAAGCCAUCGAUCUGUCUCUAAAUUUACUUAGAACACUUAAUGCUCUAGAUGAAGAAGAGCAUUUAACUCCUUUGGGUUAUCAUUUGGCACACUUGCCACUUGAUCCUAGAACAGGAAAAAUGAUUCUCUGGGCGGCACUCUUCUCCUGCGUUGAACCAAUAUUUGCUAUUGCUGCUAGUCUCACAUUUAAAGAUGCUUUCUACUGCCCGUUGGGAAAAGAGGAAGAAGCUAAUAAAAAGAAGUUAGAACUCAGUAUGGGAGAAUAUAGUGAUCAUAUUGCUCUCGCGGAAGCUCUAAGAAGAUUCGAAGUUGCGCGCCGAAGAGGAAAUGCUGGCCAGUUUUGUCGAGAAUAUUUUCUCUCUUUCAAUACAUUGAAACUUCUCUCCGAAAUGAAAAUCCAAUUCGCACAAUAUUUAUAUGAAAUGAAAUUUCUGAAUAGUGAUAAUCCAGGCGAUAAAAACGCUAAUAGAAAUUCAAACAAUGUAGCGUUAAUAAAAACCAUUGUUUGUGCCGGAUUAUAUCCUAAUAUUGCUGUUAUAAGAAGAGCUAGUAAAAAUGGAAUAUUUAGCUGGACACCGGAAGAUGGAAGUGUACGUACGCAUCCGUCAAGCGUAAAUUGCAAAGCUUCUAACUUCCCUAGUCAGUAUUUAACAUAUUUUACGAAGCAACGUUCCACCGCUAUAUAUUUACAUGAUACUACUUGUAUCAGUAUUCCAAUUUUAUUGUUUACUGGACCGAAUAUAUCAAUAAAACGAGAAAAAGGAAAAUACAUAAUUAAUAAUUUUAACUUGUCUGAAAAUAUUAUUUGUGAAUCACAAACUGCGGAAGUGAUACAGGAACUUCAACACGCUCUAAAUUGCUUAUUGGAAUAUAAGAUUACACACCCAGCAACAGUACUUUGGUCAUCAUUUGAAGGACAAAUAUUAAACGCAAUCAUCGAAUUAAUAUCCCAGGAGGACCGAGAAAUGGGUUACAAUAAAGAAGAUAUAUAUUAUAGUUCUGAUUAAUAUUAUACUGAUUAAUAUUACUUACAGUUCUGGUUAAUAUUUAUAAUCAUUAAUUUAUUCAAGUAUCAAUUAUGCAGUGAUUUCCAUAUUGU
Camponotus floridanus (Florida carpenter ant) is the source of this 3114-nucleotide messenger RNA. Its product is annotated as ATP-dependent RNA helicase DHX36. Gene Ontology annotation, cellular component: cytoplasm; nucleus; intracellular anatomical structure. The coding region runs from base 134 to 3022 and encodes 962 amino acids. The transcript is spliced from 14 exons. Gene Ontology annotation, molecular function: DNA helicase activity; ATP binding; G-quadruplex RNA binding. The record is from RefSeq and is a predicted model, not a curated record. Lineage: Eukaryota; Metazoa; Arthropoda; Insecta; Hymenoptera; Formicidae.